This is a messenger RNA of Schistosoma bovis, 1734 nucleotides long. The record is from the annotation of a GenBank genome assembly. NCBI's taxonomy places the organism in Eukaryota, Metazoa, Platyhelminthes, Trematoda, Strigeidida, Schistosomatidae.
AUGCAAUUAGAUUACAAAGGUUGUUGUAACUUUUUGGAUACCAGAAGGUUAAACAUCAUAAAUGAAGUCAACAAUAUUUCUUUGAAAGGAAACAGCUUCUCUAGUGCUUUCAAGUCAUAUUUCCAAAGUCAAACUAUUCCAAAUGAGGUUUUGUGGUCACUAGAAUGUUAUAACGAUGUUUACUGCGGUAUAUAUAAUUCUUCUGGGGACCUGUUCUUCACUGCUUCGCAAGAUGGGUUUAUUCGAGUAUUUGAUUCUUCUGGACAUUAUUUUCGUUACAUGAAUGAGAUUAAUGUUCCUGAAUAUACCUGGAGUAUUGUGUCACUCUCUUUAAGCAAUUUGGGGGAUACCCUUGUUUUCUGCAGUUUGUCUCCUAUUCUGUAUUUCACCAGUCUAACCGAUGUGCGUGAUGAGGAGCUAAAUCUCAAACAUGCCGAACUUCAACCUGGUGUAAGAAAUAUAACGAAGACUUUUAGUGUUGAUUUUCUUGGCGGGAGUAGUAAUCAAGUGGUUAGUGGACAUAACAAAGGUAUGGUUUAUGUGACGGAUCUGCAGACAAACAAGUAUGAAUCAUUCGCUGUAAAUCCACGAUCAAAAGCUGAUGUAAAUGCUGUUACUACACUGGAUCGAUCAAGUAAUCUUAUCCUUGCGGGUAGUGAUGAUACAAAUGUUAGACUUUUUGAUAUUCGUGCAUUGAACAAAGGGUGUCAAAGUUUAUUUUCUGGACAUGUGGACGGUAUCACAUAUUUGGAUUCAAAGCGAAUGACUCCUCGUUCUACUUGGGACUAUCGAAUUCAUCCGAUUCCACGUGGAUAUCCCGUACCUUCUAAACAAAAUUCUUCUAAACCUAUUCGAGGUGAUAACUCUGUGCUUACACUUUCUGGACAUAAAGUUCGCAACACGUUAAUUCGAGCACGUUUUUCGCCUGCAUUUAAUACUGAACAAAGAUUUGCUUACUCUGGAAGUGCUUAUGGUAAUUGGUAUAUAUGGGAUUUGUAUUCCGGAAAAGUUGUUAAACAUUAUUCGUGUGAUGGGCAUACAAUACGAGAUAUAAAUUGGCAUCCAUAUGAACAGCAAAUAGUUACCUGUGGUACAACGGGUGAUAUAAGUUGUUGGGUAUAUAAUCGGAAUAAAAUGACACGUUCCAAGAAAAAGUCUCAGAAAAAACAAGAAAGCAAACAUUUAAAUUCUUCUCUACCAAUCGUAGAAGCUGAUGACGAAACAUUUCAUGAACUACGUAAAUUAGCUAAAGCUGGUUUAAAAUAUCGGGUAAAAGGAAUUUUUGAACGCCACAAGUCAUCAAUAUUAUCCCGCUUUAUUGGAUCUAGCGAUUCAGAAGAUGAAGAUUUUAUUACUGAUUAUGAAUCAGAUGAAAGUUCCAUUUUUCCAUUUGAUCAUUACUAUUCCUUUAUUGAUGACGUAUAUUUUGAUGAAUACUAUGAAGAUAUUGAUUCAGACUUUUAUCCACCAUCUGAUGAUGAAUUUCUUUUCGAUACACAAUCAUAUAUACCUCCAUUAACACGCAAUCAACAGAGACAUUUAAAUCCCGAUGAAGAAUUAACCACUGAAUCUAUUAAUAAUGGAUCCACAGCCAGGAAUUCUCAAAGACCUAGCACUAGACCAAAUAAUCGCCAAACAAGAUCAGCAACUCAGAGGCAAACCCAACAAAUUACUCCACAAAGGAGUAUUCGUCGUUCAUCCAGGAGACGUACACGAGGAAGGUCUAGGAACUAG